This is a messenger RNA of Colletotrichum chrysophilum, 1530 nucleotides long. RefSeq lists its product as uncharacterized. NCBI's taxonomy places the organism in Eukaryota, Fungi, Ascomycota, Sordariomycetes, Glomerellales, Glomerellaceae. Bases 1 to 1530 code for a protein of 509 amino acids. Gene Ontology annotation, cellular component: membrane. Gene Ontology annotation, biological process: monosaccharide transmembrane transport. The transcript is spliced from 2 exons. The record is from RefSeq and is a predicted model, not a curated record. Gene Ontology annotation, molecular function: hexose transmembrane transporter activity.
AUGGCUCCCUCUGGUCUUCGCCAGUGCAUGCACGAUGUCAGCCCUUACCUGCUGCUACUGAUCUGUGUCUCGACGCUGGGCCCCCUGCAGUUCGGCUUCCAUCUAGCCGAGCUCAACGCGCCCCAAGAUGUCCUCACUUGCCGGAAGAAGUCGAUCCAGGCCAAGACCACCAUGCUGAAAUGGGUGCACUCCAAGUCGCCCGACACCGAGAGCUGGCUCCCCGACUGUAUUCCCAUGACCGAUGCCGUCUUCGCGACCGUUUCCUCGAUCUUCACCGUCGGCGGCCUGAUCGGUGCCCUCUGCGCCGGCCCCUUCUCCUCUAAGCGCGGCCGCUUGCCUGCGAUGCGCCUGACCGCGGUUUUUUACAUCAUUGGUGCUGUUAUCGAGACGCUUGCCGGCAACGCGCCAGUCCUGUCGAUCGGCCGUUUCUUCACUGGUGCCGCGGCUGGAGCUUCGACUGUCAUUGUGCCGCUGUACAUCAGUGAGAUUGCACCGCCCAAGGAGCGCGGCCUGUUCGGCGCCAUGACACAGGUCUCCAUCAACGUCGGCAUUUUGGGAGUCCAGACUCUGGGAUACUUCUUGAGCUACGGAAAGCAGUGGCGCUGGAUCCUGGCCGCUGGUGUGAUUGUUUCUCUGGCCCAGGCCUCGGGUCUGCUCCUUGUUCCCGAGAGCCCGGCUUGGCUUGCUGCCAACGGAGAUGCUCCAAAGGCCCGCCGCACCCUGCAGCGGAUCCGCGGCAAGGACUUUGACAUCAAGGAGGAGGUCGAGGCUUGGGACGCCGAUAAUGCCGUUGCUGAGGCGGAGGGUCUCUUGGCCCAGAGCGACGCUACGCCCCCGACUUCUCCAGGGCUUCCCAAGAAGACUUCGCCCGUCCACCUCGGCUUCUUUGAGGUUGUCAAGGAGCCGCUCUACAGGCCCGCCAUCGCUGCUGUUGUCGGCAUCAUGUUUGCGCAGCAGCUGUGCGGUAUCAACUCGAUCAUCAUGUACUCCGUGUCCCUCCUGACGGACCUUCUCCCCGUCAGCUCUGCCCUGCUUACCAUUCUGAUCUCCGUUGUCAACCUGAUCACCACGGCUGCGUGCUCGCCGCUGCCCGACAAGCUUGGCCGAAAGAGGUGCAUCCUGAUUUCCAUCAUCGGCCAGGGCACCAGCUCCCUGAUCCUUGCUCUCUCGAUCAAGUUUGGCGUCAAGAUCUUGUCGGCGGUUUCCGUCGUGUCUUUUGUGGCCUUCUUCGCUGUUGGUCUUGGUCCAGUGCCCUUCAUUCUCGCGUCGGAGCUGGUCGGACAGGAGGCUGUUGGCGCCAUUCAGUCGUGGUCUUUGGGUGCGAAUUACGUAGCAACGUUCCUGGUUGCUCAAUUCUUCCCUAUUGUCAACAACUUCCUGAACCAACUGCUUGGCGGUGCAGGCUGGGUGUACUUCCUGUUUGCCGGAUUUGCGCUAUUGUUUGCGCUCUUCGUGUCUGUCAAGGUGCCGGAGACGCUUGGAAAGAAGGAUGCCGACGAAGUCUGGGGUCGGACCCGUCGCUUGGAUUAA